Messenger RNA from Anisakis simplex (herring worm), 498 nucleotides. The record is from the annotation of a GenBank genome assembly. Lineage: Eukaryota; Metazoa; Nematoda; Chromadorea; Rhabditida; Anisakidae.
AUGAAAACAACUCGUAGAUCGUGGACUGUUGGAAGCAGGUGUUUGGCUCCGUUUUAUGAAGACAAUUUGUGGUAUCCGGCCGAAAUUCGUCAGAUAAAUGAAGAGCGAAACGAAUGCGAGGUAUUGUAUGAUGGCUAUGGUAAUACAGAUUGGGUGGACACGAAUGAUCUUGCCAGAAUAGAUGAUGCUAGCGAAAUGAAUUCCGAUACAUCGGCGGCCGAGAGUGUGUCGCAUCGUGAAGAGAAUGUUUUAGUGAACGGUGGAGAAUGCUCUAAAUCGGCGAAACAUCCAAAUGCUGAAAUAUUCAAACGGGCAUCUCGAAUGCUUCCGUCAAUAGCGCCUCCCGCACCACCGGCAUUCUUAAAUCAAAUGAAUAGAAUGGGCGAUGAUCCUGAAAAUACGGAAACAAAUAUGUUGAUAUCGUGGUAUAUGUGUGGUUAUCACACUGGCUAUCAUCAGGCUCUCAAGGAUAUGGCACAAGGAUCGUCCAAAAAAUAA